AUGUACCGGACCGCGUGCUUCGAUAAUUUGGUCUUGCACAACAUGUUCCGUAAUUUGUUGAAAAAAAUAGAGAGGAAGGCGAAGAAAGGAGGCCAACAAAAGGACUGGGCAGCUGAGCAUCAAAAUUAUAUACACAGAUGGAAUGAUAGACAUUUUUGUAUUGUUGAGCAAAUCGAGCCAACUCCCCAGGAAUCAGAUUACUACACUUGGUAUUGGAGGAUAACUAGAAGAUGGAUACUCCAUGCGACCACAUCCCCAGUUGAGUUGCAAAGAGGAUAUGUGCCUCGGGGUAUAGAUGAGAGAGAAUUAGUAUCAGCAAUAGAUGAUGUUCAAACCAUUGCAAAUAGUGGCUUGGAAUUGGCUCGAGCAGGUACAUAUCCCGAAGCACAGAAACAUGCAUCAAUAUAUCAGUCGAUAAUGCAGAGGCUUCACCAAGCCUUACAUCGAACUCAUGAAGAGUAG
Molecule: messenger RNA, 462 nt
Organism: Asparagus officinalis (garden asparagus)
Lineage: Eukaryota; Viridiplantae; Streptophyta; Magnoliopsida; Asparagales; Asparagaceae
Exons: 3
Coding region: 1-462 (153 amino acids)
Source: RefSeq, a predicted model, not a curated record